AUACUCAAGGUAACACUCCUUCCAUGACUUUAUUCACUGCACCUUCCCCAAGGCCACAUUCACCUUUAUCAGUAAGGUAAAUGAUGAUGGACUCGGAACCAGGGCUCACUGAGUGGAACACUGACCUCAUGGACUGCUUUGAAAGUGCCAGUACUUGCUGCUACGGUUUCUGGUGUUGCCCCUGCAUGGCAUGCACGGUGGCAGGGAGAUACGGAGAGAACCGAUGUCUGCCCUUGUUUGACAUCAUUGGCCCUGCCUUGUGUGUCAUUUGCGAGAUCCCUCUAAUUGUGCCUCCCGCAGUCUUGUCUCUGAGGGCAAGCAUGCGAAGCAAAUAUGGUAUCAAGGGCUCCCUUUGUAAGGACGUUGUUGCUUCCUGCUUCUGCAUGUGGUGCAGCUGGUGUCAGAUGCACCGUGAGCUCAAACACCGAAGCCAAGCUCCAACCAUCAUUAACGUGGUCAACCAAACUGUGGUCUCUCAGCCUUCUCCUAUGAUGAUGAGCAUGCAAGACCCUCCUCCCUAUUACGUUCCUCACCAAAAGUCGCAAUAUCCGCAGAGCUGAGGCCGAUUGUCCUUCCUUUACCGUCAGCCGGUAUUUGAUUCAUUUGUUUUCUUCCUCACUUAUUUAAGAAUAACCAUCUCGGGUCACCUCUUAAUUUACCUAUGGGAGGGGCACUGGUUUAAAAGUCAAACUAUUAUUCAUCACUUUCUGUUAUUUACAUGAAAUAGAACACUUGGUAAUUUGUCUUCAGUGGUAGGUCUGUCAUUAUUUAUUUAUUUAGUAUGGUUACUGCGUAACAAUGACCAAUCUGGCAUGAAGGACAUAUUCUUUCUUGCGCAACUCGAUGUUUAAUUUCCGAGGGAUGUUGUAGACAUAACCAUUUAAAGAUGCUUUCAGAAAUGAUACGGAAAUCAAGUAUUUCACAUUGAUACUUAAAACAAGGCUUGGAAUAGGUUUUGGGAUUUUAUUAAACAAUAACUAUAAACAAUA
Molecule: messenger RNA, 989 nt
Organism: Syngnathus acus (greater pipefish)
Lineage: Eukaryota; Metazoa; Chordata; Actinopteri; Syngnathiformes; Syngnathidae
Product: cornifelin homolog B-like
Exons: 4
Coding region: 81-560 (159 amino acids)
Source: RefSeq, a predicted model, not a curated record